AUGAAAAAUAAUUACUCAAAUCUGUUAGAAGAAAAUACAUAAUUAAAAUAGAACAUUGUAGAAUUGGAAAUGACACUUUAAGAAUUAAUUCGUUAAGAUUCUUUAAUAGAGAAAUGGACUGUAAUGAAAAAUUUUGUACUUGUAUCAACAGAAGUUGAACGUUUGUCUUUGGCCUAUGUUGCAUUAGAAAAACAAUAUUAAUAAUUAUAGAAUUCUAAAGACACUAAUCAAAAUGACUCUAAAAUUAAGAUGCUUAUUACAUAAUUAGAAGAAUUGAAUUCUAUUAUGAUUUCUCAAUAAAAAAGAAUUGAUGAAUUAAAUAAGAAUAAUUAUUUAUAAUAAUAAUUGGUUGAUGAAACUAAUUAAAAAAUGGAAGUAAUUAUGGAGAUAAAUAAAUAAUUAAAAAAUAAUGAAUAAAAUUUACAAUAAGAGAAAUAGAACUUAUAGAAUUAAUUAUUGGAAUCAAAUAAUGAAUUAAAUAAUGUUAUGCAUACAUUAAAAGAAUGUGAAGAUAUGUUUAAAAGUACAUUAACCAAAUAAGAAACAGUAAUUGAAAAUUUAUCCUCAUAAAAUAGUUUUUUAAAUAAUGAUAUUUUAAAGAAAGAUAAAUCUAUUGAAUAAUUGAUGAAAAAGAAUAAAGAGUUAAUUCAAGAUGUAGAAAGAAUAGAUAAAAAAUAUGUAGAAUAAUCAAUCUAAAUGAAGAAAGUAUCUAAAAUGUUUGAAUCUCUAGAAUAAGAAUUCAAAAAUUAUUAGUAAUAACAAUAAGGUAAUCAAUCAGAAGUAUAAAUAAUUCAAUAUCUUAGUUUUACACUCUAACCAAAAGAUUGGAACACAAAAAUCAAAUACUACUUGAAAUUGAGAAUAGAUUUGAUAAAUUAAGUAUAGUAGCUAAAACUCAAGAAAAUUAAUUAAAAGAAAAUGAACAUAAAAUUAAACAAUUAAGAUAAUAAAUUAUGGAAUAAUAAAUACUAAUUGAUGAAUUAAAAAAUACAAAUAAAACAACUAAAUAAGAUGAUGAAAACGAAAUUAAAGAGCUUAAUCUAUAAGUUAAGAGACUUUAAGAAAAAUAUAAUGAAACAAGACAUGAAUUAGAAAAAGAAAGUACAUAAAAACAAAAGUUGUAAUAGUAAAAUGAAUUAAAAGAUAAAGAGAUUGAUAAAUUAAAUAGUUAAAUAGAACAAUUAAAAAAUGAAUAAAAAUCAUUAUAAAAAGUAGUUUAAGAUUUUCAUCAAACUUUAAACAUUUAAAAAGAAUUAUAUUAGAAAUCUUAAGUUGAUUAAAAUAAUUUGAAAGAAUAGCUGCAACAAUUACAGAAUAAUAAUUAGACACUCGAUUUACUUAACAUAGAAGAUUAAUGUUUAUCUUUACAAAAAGAAUGUUAGCAAUUAAGAAAAGAGGCUGACUAUUACAAAUAUUAAAAUUAUCAAUAUGUAUCAUAGAUUGAAGAAUUGAAAUAAACAAAGACUUAUCUGAGUAAUUUGUUGAUGGAUAGAAAGUAUUAUUGA
Paramecium pentaurelia is the source of this 1505-nucleotide messenger RNA. Lineage: Eukaryota; Ciliophora; Oligohymenophorea; Peniculida; Parameciidae. The record is from the annotation of a GenBank genome assembly.